Messenger RNA from Ruditapes philippinarum (Manila clam), 1168 nucleotides. RefSeq lists its product as uncharacterized. The coding region runs from base 210 to 890 and encodes 226 amino acids. Lineage: Eukaryota; Metazoa; Mollusca; Bivalvia; Venerida; Veneridae. The record is from RefSeq and is a predicted model, not a curated record. Gene Ontology annotation, cellular component: membrane. The transcript has 5 exons.
AGUAUGGUUGAUAUCUUUAAACAAUUGCCUUGGUACCCAUAAUCUUUGAAAGCUACUUCCAAAAUAGAUUCUACAAUAGGUCCGGAGUUUGCAUUGCCUUGCCGUUUACUCGUGAUAGACCCCCUGGAUGGCUCUACUCUGUGACAUUAUUUAUUGGAUUCAACUUUGCUACAUUUUUGUUGAUUGCAUUUGGACAAUGGUCAAUAUUUAUGGAAGUAAGGAAAUCUAGUGUUAGGACGAAGAAGAUCAAAUCUGCAAGAAAAAAGGACCUAGUGGUUGCAAGAAAUUUGCUUCUAGUCGUUACAACCGACUUCCUUUGUUGGUUUCCGAUAGGAGUGAUGGGUAUAAUGGCAUUGAAUGGCCACGUGAUAUCUGGAGACAUCUAUGCUUGGACAGCAGUAUUUAUAUUACCUAUAAAUUCUGCUUUGAAUCCGGUAUUGUAUACACUGACAGCUAUACUUGGAAACACGAAAUUUAAUCCGAACACAGAAGAACAGAAUAGAACCGAGAUAACAGAAGAGCUCGGUAAUUAUUUCAAGGAUUGUCGUCUUGUUAACAAGAUGAUAUCUGUUAGAAGGAUUCAGAAAUCGGAUUUUAAAAGUGUAACAUCUGUCUUGGAGCAAGACUACAGCUUAGCCACCCAUGACCUUGUAAGGCUGUCAGUGACCCUGUUUAAACUGCUUGACGUUAUCCACAAAGGAUCGUUGGUAUUCGAGAACCUGAAUAAAGAUUCAGUCCAUAUUAAGGUGAAAGGGGAAAAGAUAACUGGGGACAUUAAAGUGUUAGGAGAACCUCGAGAAUCAAGAAAAAGUGAAGAUAUCCCUAACGACACGUUACAAGCUGCGGUUAUCAUACAUUCAUUAAUGAGCCAAUUAAAUGUCUCAAAAUAAUGAUGUGUUGCUAACCUAUUUAAAUUUGUUAUUGUGAGCUAUUAUAUGUUGUAUUUGUUGUAUCUAUUUUAUGGUUUUUAUUCUCACUAUUCCUUGGAUUACAUUCGCAUUUUCUUGAUUAAUCAACGCAUAUGUGAAGCAAAUAUUUGCCAUUUCUUAUGGUUAUGGGUAGACAGAAAGACUCAACUGAACUAAAAUUAUGUUUUAUGACGUUUCUAUCUAGAAUGGUUCUUUUGUUAAGGCAUGAAAUAUCUCGAUCUUCUUUUUUAAAUAAAUAU